AUGAUUGCUAUUGCCGAGAUACCUUGGAACUACUUUACACUACGUCCUAUCAAUCCAUCGGUUGUCAAAGCCUACAAAUAUCCCCAACAACCACAUCCACUGUCAUCACAACAAUCUUCAUUUAUCCGAUCCAACAACAACAACAACAACAACAAACGCUCCAACGAUCCAACAUCAUCAACCUCUUCCAACUCUAGUAGUAAUGACUCUUCCAACAAAGACAAUACCUCUUCAACCGUCUCUGUCAUUAAACUUGGUAAACAAAGAAAGAACAACAACAAUAAUAAUGACAAACAACCCUCAACAAUAAUAACAACCUCUACAACAACAACGUCUGCUAGCAACAACAACAACAACACCCAAAUUUCAAUUGAAAUGCAACCAAUUGGCAGUCCAGUCACAAUCGAUGACAUCAACAACACUAAUACAACAACUACUACUAAUCAAGACAAUGGUACGAUCAGUAGUAGUGAUCCAUGA
Molecule: messenger RNA, 480 nt
Organism: Cavenderia fasciculata
Lineage: Eukaryota; Evosea; Eumycetozoa; Acytosteliales; Cavenderiaceae
Exons: 1
Coding region: 1-480 (159 amino acids)
Source: RefSeq, a predicted model, not a curated record